Messenger RNA from Lentinula edodes (shiitake mushroom), 2022 nucleotides. Its product is annotated as Afadin and alpha-actinin-binding-domain-containing protein. Lineage: Eukaryota; Fungi; Basidiomycota; Agaricomycetes; Agaricales; Omphalotaceae. The transcript has 6 exons. The coding region runs from base 1 to 1782 and encodes 593 amino acids. The record is from RefSeq and is a predicted model, not a curated record.
AUGUGCAUGGCACAUGAACUUCUGACGUUAUGUAACAGGCAGAACUUUGACAAUCGGCAACGCCUAUGCACAAGACCGUUCACUGGAGCUCUCAGAGUCCUGACAGGCUCUCCUUCCCUAUCCUGUGAAGACUCCUUCCUUCCAACCUCGAGUCUUCAAUAUGUCAAUUCUCAGCUGGUAGCUCACGGAUUCACCACAUCUUCGGGACUCUCUCUCGAUGGCCUGUCUAAAGGAGAAAUAGACAGGGCUGUGAAAUGUUUUCUGGACUUGCUGGCUCAAAGGGUGAAAGAUAUGUCGAGGACAGAGCACCUGUCAGCUGAACUACGAACUCUUCGCUAUGACCACGAACAAAUGGUAUCAAUGCAUCGCACAGCCACAGAGUCUGCGGCAAAUUUCGAGCGUGAAGUGCACUUACAGAAAUCUCGUCUUGCGACUACGAGAAAGACGUUGCAGGCGACUGAAGCUGCACACAAACAUACUAACGCAGAAUUGCAGUGGACACGCUCUGCCCUGCAGACCAUUCGAGCUACCCACCAAGCCAAAACAAAGAAGAAGGAAAAGGAGAUUGAACGUGCUAUGGAGAGGUGGCACAGGAUCUCUGACGCUCAGGCAAAACUUGGCGCUACCGCUAGUGGAAAGCACUUUAUCGGAAGUGUUAAAACCGCCGUUGAACCAGUAGUUCCGAUUGUCGGGAGAGGAAAGAGAUACCUGGAAAUUACGCUAGAGGAGGCUGAGAAGGCACGCGAGCAGUUAGGCAAGGAUAAUCUCAGUUUGAAGAAGAUGCUCCUCAAGGCUGACAACGAAAUCAGAAAUAUUGCGUUUGAAUUGACGCCAAGUUUGCAAGAACCCACUAAUGAGAUAGAAAUUCCUGUACCUAUUACACUCCCCGAUCUAUUCCCUCUGUCGCCUCCAGACUUUACCACCAUGACGCUAUCAUCCUCGCUUGCGCGACUCCGAGACAGUCUCGGAGUGCUAUCCUCUUCCACAUCUUCGAUAUCAACUUCACCUUCCGUCUCCCCCGCACCGCAGCCUUUACCUUCUCCGUCUGAACUUGAACAGCUGCAUCAAGUCAUUGAGCAGCUGAGGAACGAACUCCAUGAUUCAACAGAGCAAGUAGCUUUACAGGCUGCGGAAAAUCGAUCGGCAGAUCAACCUUCAAGCACCAUGACAAUACUUGCUCGGGACGACAAACGCCAACAUUCAGCUGUCUCCGAAGCAGAGGAGCGAAAGAAGCUUCCUCAAAUGCCAACUCAGCCUGGAAUUGGGAAAGAAAGGCUCAGUAUUGAGAUUGGCAUGCAUCCCAAAGAGGAGAAACCUUCUGAGAAAGUCCGAAACAUGUUCGCAGAACUUCCUCUCACUCGAGAUGAUUCAGAUUCACGUUCGGAGAAAAUGAGUGCAUCCAACCAAAGGUCUUCCCCACGAACACCUCAUUCACCGUCCAAAAGGUUCCAAAUCAACAUCGGCAAAGCUACCAGAAGAACCACACGGGUUGGCUCUACGAGGAGACGAUCCUCGUCAUCCUCAUUUUCAUUUUCUCCAUCUCAAGGCAGCAAGGACGCAGAACCAGCUUUCGAAACAGAGGUCAUCCCCCGCCUACCACCCCCACUUUCCAUCGGCGCGUCUAUACCUCCUUUGAUGUCCACCAGCUCGAGCACAGAAUCCCUGCUCCCGACUGCAUUCGUGCUACCUCCACCAUCUCCUUGUGCAUCCUUGCCGCCUUCAAAGCCUGCUCUUCUAUUAUUGAUUCCACUCUACCGCUGCUUAUGCCGACAUUUCAAAUGACACAAGAACAAGAACCGUGUGAAAAUAACAGAUUUCUCUCAACCUUCAUUACAAUCUCAUGUGCCACCAUCUGCAACCCCAGCAGAUCCAGUGGAUUCCGUUCCACAGACACCCUUCGCCGGAGCUCAUCGAACAUUCCCUUACCCAGUCGCCAAGCCUCUUGCCAUGCAUAUGAUUCACGCAUAUUCACCUGUGAGACCCAGUCCACUAAGCCGCAUUCUCAUGCUAGGGAACUCUCCA